Boleophthalmus pectinirostris (great blue-spotted mudskipper) is the source of this 3477-nucleotide messenger RNA. RefSeq names its product actin related protein 2/3 complex, subunit 5B (gene arpc5b). Bases 175 to 627 code for a protein of 150 amino acids. The record is from RefSeq and is a predicted model, not a curated record. Gene Ontology annotation, biological process: Arp2/3 complex-mediated actin nucleation; regulation of actin filament polymerization; cell migration. The transcript is spliced from 4 exons. Gene Ontology annotation, cellular component: cytoplasm; actin cytoskeleton; Arp2/3 protein complex. NCBI's taxonomy places the organism in Eukaryota, Metazoa, Chordata, Actinopteri, Gobiiformes, Gobiidae. Gene Ontology annotation, molecular function: actin filament binding.
UCCCCAGAGCGCACCACGGGCUGAGGAGGAAGCUGCUGCUCCGGUGUGACAGAACCCAGCCACGGGAUCAAAGAACAGCGCUACGGGUUCAAAGACCGAGGACUUGAGCUUGAACUCUUCAUUUAUCCACACUGAUUGAAUACGCGGUCCAUUUAUUGUUUACGGCAGGUUAAAAUGUCGAAGCAACCCGCGUCUGCGCGCUUCCGGAGGGUGGACGUGGAUGAAUACGAUGAAAACAAAUUCGUGGAUGAAGAGGACGGAGCAGAGAACCAGCUGGGUCCAGACGAGGCGGAGGUGGACUCUCUCAUCAGACAGGGGAGUCUAAUAGAGGCGUUGCAUGCAGUUUUGAAGAACCCACCAAUCAACACAAAGAACCAGAAUGUCAAGGAUCGAGCAGAGGGUUUGGUUCUUAAAGUGCUCACAGCGUUCAAGAGCAGCGACAUAGAGAAAGGUGUUCAGUCUUUGGACAGAAACAGUGUAGAUCUCCUCAUGAAAUACAUCUACAAAGGCUUCGAGAGGCCCUCAGAAAACAGCAGCGCCGUGCUGCUCCAGUGGCAUGAAAAGGCUUUGGCAGUGGGCGGAGUGGGCAGCAUCGUCAGGGUCCUCACAGCCAGAAAGACGGUCUAGACCAGGAUCUUAAACCAAGAUCUAAACCAGGAGCACUUCACGUCACAUGAUGAGAGCAGCGCUUCAUUCACUCAACCAGAUGGACAACAGCAACCUUUUAACCCAAUGAAAGGCUGCUGCUGAGUGCAAGUAUAAUCUGGGUUUAAAACGGUUCACUCCUUUAACUGAAUACAGCCUACUUUAAUAUAUCAUUACAGGGUGCUACAGAAAGCCAUCUCUCACUCUCAUUUUACUAAUGGGCAUGCUAUUUAUUAUUACCUCUAGCUAGACACUCAUGUUUGCAGUAUUUUAUUACAUUUUGGCAGUAACGUUUCAAGUUUAUAAUUUGGACGAUUCAUUAUCUUGAUUGCAAAACUGGAAUAGGCCACAAAUGAACAAUUAUAUGAGACUGAAUAUAACGUGAUAACAAGACAAGAUGAUAGCAAGUUAAGGUAUGUUAAAAUUACUCAAAAUAAAGUUAUGACUUGAGAUCCAUAUAUUAACUUCAAUGUUGAAAUAUGAUUCUGCAAUGAAAGGAAAGUUAAAGUGUUCUUGUACAGAUCUACAUGGUACUAGGAUCAUUUGGUUUCUAUAGUUGGGAUGCACCGAUCCAAUGACAGAAUUUUCUGUUCGAAUACCGAUGUCGAUACUUUGGCUUUAAGUAUUUGCCAAUAUCUGAGAUGAACAAAUUCUAGGGCAGAGACUGAAAAUAUGAACAUAAACAAAAUGACAAAAUGGCAAAAUGGUUAAAUAUAAUCCAUAUGCGGGCGCAUCAGCAGAAAUUUCUUAUAAAUUAUUAAGUAGGCCCCUAAGACCCUGCAUGGGGCCCGGGACAACAGAUCCUUUUAUCCCCCCCGUAGACUCCCCUGUCCAUAUGUGUUCUGUAACUGUUACUACAGAAGAGCUUUGAAAAAGUAGAAGUUUAAUAAUUUGAGGGGUUUUGGGCAAACAUCAACUAGUAAAUCGUCUUAUCCAUCCAGUGAACCGAUAUCUUGAAAUCCAUUAAAAUGUUUUAAAAGUACCAGUAUACCAGUAUUGUAUACAUUCAUCCCUUCUCUAUAGCUGAAAAUGUCUAAGGUUUCAUUUCUUUCUAGCAAGAGCACAACCUUAUUAACCUUAUUAAACGGCCUACACACUCAUCUAACAAAAUAUUUUUUUAAAACGCAUAUAAUUUGAAUCUCUUUACCAAUAGCUGCUUUUACAAUAUACUGUCUGGAGUAUAAGACGAGGUACAGGCCCUAAUCCUAUUGCUAUUUACAGGUUUAAUCCACCUGUUUAUAGGCGCCAUUUUGAGGACUUUUCACCAUUCAAAAGAUAGAAUAUUUCGUUUAUUGUCUAUUGCUAUGACAACACUAACAACUCAUGGAUUCCACAUUAUGCCUUUAGCCUUUAGCGGUUGAUGUCACACACGCGCGCACACACACUCGCACACACAGGGGGGAGGGGGAUACAUCUCUUCAUUCAUUUAUUCAUUCACCCGUACUGUCUGGCCCAGUUUAGGAUUAUUAUUACUCACCAGUAAUCUAAUCCUUCCACUUCACAUCUCCCCGGUCUUUCCGCUGUCCUGUACAAGGCACCAUACUGUGCAGAUUAUCUAUGUCCUGUUUAAUUGGGAUUGUUGAAAAAUCUGUAAUUCCAAAUUAAGAAAUUGAAAAAACUGCAAUUUUUCUUUUAGAUAUAUGCAAAAUUUGAAUAUAAUGUGCUGUAUAUUGUCUUUCUUUAAAAUGAACAAUAGGAAACUUGUUAUAUAAUUUUUCACCAAGGGUACUUUAAAAUGAUAUUUUAGCAUUUUUGUGUUUGUUUGUUUCAAUUUAAAAUCAAUUCUCUUAUUGUGCAAAAUUUUAAUCUCAACCAAGACAUUACAGGCAGUUUUGCACUUUUCUGAUAUAUUGUAUGUAUUAUUAUUAUCAUCUGGAUAAUCAAAAAAGUGUUGAAUUAAUAAUAUGCAUUAAGAUGAUCAAAUCCUGUGUCGCAAGUUUAGUAUUAAGAACUUAUUUUAAGCUUAAAAAUCAGUAUUAUUUUACAUCCAUUUUCAACCACACUUGCACAACUCACAAAGGAAGAAAUCUGAAAUGCAACGCCUGCCUCAUGAGGAUGUAAAAAUGUAUGUUGCCAAAUAAUUAUUUCAUAUGAUUGAAGUAAUGUAUUGAUUAGUAUUAGUUAAACAUAAUUGUGUAAUAUGCUUGUUUGGUUUUUGCUUCUUUAACUUUUCGUACUGGGCAUUUAGAUCGAUUUGAGUUUUGUUUUGUUUUUUUUGUGAUAUCACGUCAAAUGAUUUAAACAUGCUUUGAGAGAGAGAUGGGUGCGGUAUCGAAAAACUUAUAUCGCUAUUGAUACUUUGCAAUGACAUCAUGAUGGGGGUGUUCUACAUGUACAGUAUAUCUAUUGGCAGAAUGUUUAGGAGUUACCACGGUGACACAAUGCACAUUUUAGCAAACACUGUCAAAAAACAUUUUAGGAUCAUCUGAAAACUCAAGAAAAAAGACAAAAUGGAUUUAAACUGCACAAAUCAGCUCACCCAUUGAAGAUGAUAUCAGUGAAGUAUCAAUUGUUGAUUAUUGAUUAUAUUGUCUGUAAUAAAAAAAAACAAUUAGCAAAAAACUCAUCCUUUCUUUGAGACAUGUUUAAGUCUAUAAAAAAAAAGACAGUAUAUAGAUGAGUUUUUCAGUUGCAGUGUUGACUUGAAUACUAAAAUAACAGUUAUGUUUUGUGAAUUUCUGGUCUAAUACUGUUUUUGUUUUUUUUGCUUUGACUGAAAAGAAAAUGUGAAUUGAAUCGUUUGUGACUGAUGGACAAUUGCCUUAUAUGAAACUAAUUUUUAUGUUUAGCUUUUUGAUUAAAAUAAUAAAAUGUAAGAAUGCUGGUGAUAAA